AUGUGCUCUGGGGGCUUUGCGAAGUGUCUGGGGAUCAGUCUGCUGCCCCUGGCAGUAGUGUGUGUGCUGUGCAACAUCCUUCUCUUCUUUCCUGGGGGGAAGGUUGUGGAUAGUGAACACAUCACAAAAGAAGUCUGGUACUUUGGAGGAAUUUUGGGCUCUGGGGUUUUGAUGAUUUUCCCGGCCCUGGUCUUCCUGGGUCUGAAGAACAAUGACUGCUGCGGUUGCUGUGGCAAUGAAAGCUGUGGAAGGAGAUUUGCGAUGCUGAGUUCCAUUCUGUUUGCAGCUGUGGGUCUUGUAGGAGCCGGUUAUUCAGUCAUAGUUUCAGCUGUUGCCAUAAACCAGGGACCCCAAUGUCUGGCUGAAGUGAACAAUACAAAAAUAUGGACGUAUCCCUUCAACGAUGGUGACUAUCUGACUAAUUCAACCAUAUGGUCAAAAUGUAUUGAACCUGCUGGUGUGGUGUCAUGGCAUCUCUCCCUGUUCUCUGUUCUGCUGGUCAUGGGUUUAAUCCAGCUGGUGCUGUGUGCUGUGCAGGUGAUAAAUGGGCUCCUUGGAGCUCUGUGUGGGGACUGCUGUGGCUGCUGUGGUGGGAAUGAUGGAGCUGUUUAA
Nerophis lumbriciformis (worm pipefish) is the source of this 612-nucleotide messenger RNA. NCBI's taxonomy places the organism in Eukaryota, Metazoa, Chordata, Actinopteri, Syngnathiformes, Syngnathidae. The record is from RefSeq and is a predicted model, not a curated record.